This is a messenger RNA of Saccostrea cuccullata (small rock oyster), 1506 nucleotides long. Its product is annotated as tryptophan 2,3-dioxygenase-like. Gene Ontology annotation, molecular function: heme binding; metal ion binding; L-tryptophan 2,3-dioxygenase activity. NCBI's taxonomy places the organism in Eukaryota, Metazoa, Mollusca, Bivalvia, Ostreida, Ostreidae. The transcript has 6 exons. The record is from RefSeq and is a predicted model, not a curated record. The coding region runs from base 66 to 482 and encodes 138 amino acids.
GGUUGGAAAGAAUUUUUGGAAAGUAUGUUGAUGACAGGAAAAAAUAUUGUGAUGGCUUGCACAAAAUGGUGGAUGCAUGGUCGAAGGAUGCUGGAAAUCAAUGCGACGAGGCAGCAUUGAUAGGGAUGAUUGAAGAGGAGAAGUACAAAGAGAGUGAUAAAAGGCUCAGUUAUGAAGCAUUUCAUGGGGCGCUGCUGAUUUCACUUUACCAAGAAGAGCCAGAGUUCCAGAGGGCAUAUGAAACAAUAAAACUUGUGAUGGAUGUCGACGCUUUAGUCUCAAAAUGGCGCCAUUCCCACGUGUUGAUGGUUCAUCGGAUGCUGGGCAAGAAAACAGGAACAGGGGGUACGUCGGGAUACGACUACCUUAAAAAAACAAAUGAGGACGAUUACAGAGUAUUUAUUGAACUCUUCCACUUGUCUGCAUUUCUUAUUCCUUACGAAUACAAACCAAAGGCAGCCCUCUACAAACAAGGCGAAUAGAAGUGUCGACGUUUAAAAAUGAUGCUCCAAUAAGUGUUAAUUAAAAUAACCAUUUAGUGUCGAUGACAAUUCAAAAUUAUAUUCAGUGUAUAAAUAGACUGUACUUCAUAAAGCUUUUCCUUGAUAUUUACAGUUUGCCUAGAUAUAUGAAAGAUAUUCCAAAAAUAAUUUGAAUUGUUAAGUAUCGCAUGACUUUCGCUGAGAAAACAUGUUUGAUUUGAAUUUCAUAAUUUUUUAAGCUUCUUUUGAUGUAAAAACGUUGCAUUAUAGGUCUGAACUUUCCCAAGUUCGGUCAAGUCAGUGACGUUUUCAGACCCAUUUUUAUUAUUUUUCUGUUAACUCUAAGUGGAAAAUAACUGUAAAUUUGGAUUAUCUCCCUUUACAAAAUUGGUUUAUUUCUCAUCCCUGAUAUUUUUGUCUGCUAAAAAUUGUAUGUCAUGGUUAAUAAUACUUUUGAGAAUUUCAAACAAAUUAUUAAACGUCACAAAGGUGGGAACACACAACAAACUGUUUUACAGACUUUUUACUCAUUGAAGGAGAAUAAGAUAAGGUGUUCUAGCAUUGAAAGGAUUAUGGAAAGAAACUAGCUAAUUGACGGGUAACCGGGCUAUCAAAAUACUUAUUGCAUUAAAAUAAAUACAUUUAUCUACUAGACAUUUGAAUUUUAUGUUUUAAAUAGUCGUAGUUUACACCUUUAUCAAGAAAUCAUUUUAAAAAAUUCUGGCUCAAUAUUUGUGGAAUUAAAAAGUAUCCAAUAUCCAAGAAUUUACAUAAGUUAAUCAAAACCAUUUAUUUCUAUUGUAUAUGUAAGUGAAUACACGAAAUAAGGUCUUUACCGACAAAUGGUUUCACAGUAGUUCUGAUAAUUGAAAAUCAAAGUAUAAUGAUAUGAGGUUUAUAUAUGCAUUUUCCAGAUUUGCUAUCAUUGGAAAUUGUUGAUUGUUUUUAAAAUGAUUCUUAAUAAAAUCUUUGCUUUGUGUCAUAUUUUUGAUUGAUUUGCUGUCAUUGGAAAUUGUUGAUUGUU